ACGACUACCUUGCCUCGCCCCACUUGUGCGUUGUUUCACCAGCCUUGCGUACUCAUAAACGGCGAUACGCUGGCAUAACCGACUAAGACUAGGCUCCGGCGAUACUACAAGCUCUGCACAACUAUGUUUCGACGCGAUAGCGGGCGUCAUGUCAUGAGCUUCUUGCAGCCCAAAACCAUCAAAGGAGCGUUCAAACGCCUGAAGCAUGUGGCAGGAGGGAAAACCCGGGGCGCGACAGUCCCCGGGAGCCUCGGACCGAUGAACCCGCUGGAAAUUCCCCCGUCCACUUCACAGAUCGACCGCCUCCCAGACGAGCUCCUCAUCGUGAUCUUCGACUGCGUCCAUGCAAUCUACUUUCGAGAACGAUAUCUGGGCAGUUUCUACAGAUGGUUCUGUGUCAUGCGCGUGUGCAAGCGUUGGCGCAACAUCAUGCUCUCCGUCUCCCGUUUUUGGCGCGUCGUCCCAAUAGUGGCUGACCUGACGCCGCUCCGAUGGUGUCUCUCGCUACACGGGGGCACGCCGCUCGAGAUUCGUGUCCACAACCCGUGGUUUCUCUCGGAGUCGUUGGAUUUGUUCCGGUCACACAUCUCCUCAGUGCGCGCACUCGCGCUGUACGUGGUACACAUGGAUAUCAGUUACUCCCCCAUCGACGUGAUCCUUUCCAUCGGUAUUCCCUGCCUCGAGGAGCUGAAAGUUUGCCCCGACUUUCUUGACGACCGGAUGCCUCCCCGCUCGGUGGUCAACAUGAAGCAGUAUCCUCGAUUACGGCGCUUGGACCUCCGCGGCGUCAUCUCUCCUCCGGACAUCACUACCCUCCGCGAGAUCAAGCUCGACAGGUGCUCCUGGCCCUCCUCCUUCCACGAAUUCAUCCAAACACUGGGUGGCUGCUCACAGCUAGUUGAGCUGCACGUCAAGCAAUCUCUCCACUCGCUGUCAGCCACUGCCCCACGCGAAAUUCCCGCGAAGCCACGCCGGGUGACGCUCCCCAGCCUACGCAGGCUCGACAUUGCAGAGGACUCGGCUUAUAUCAUCGCCGCGGUUAUUGCCUACCUUGACACCCCCGCCAUCGCGUCCCUGCGCCUCUUGUGCUAUAGGCUACGCCCUGGGCGCGAUGAGGAGGCACAGUUCUCUGAUUCCGAGCACCUCUUCCGAACGCUGGUGCCUGCCGAUUCUUCGAGGAUCCUCCCAACGUUCCCCCCCAAAGCCGGCCCCGUCAUCGCAAGUCUCGCCUUCAUGGAGGACCUGUGCAUCGUGCGGGUGGAGUCGAAGGCGCUCCCCGUCCCCAUAUCGGUCAACCUUCAGGCGCGGUUCGACCUCGACUGGUCGCGCGUCGUCCCCGCCGCGCUCCAGGACAUCUCCCAUCUCUUCGGCAGCACGCCAAUCACCGAGCUCGUGGUCGAAGGGAGCUCGUAUCACAUCCUGCCGUCCGUCUGGGAGGAGCUCUUUACAAGCCUACCCCUCCUGCAACGGCUCGAGCUGACCGGAAACGGCACCUGGACGGCGAUGUGGCAAGGUCUCCACCGCGCGAGCGCGUGGUCCGCGCAGCCGUGCUGUCCGCAGCUCACUCGCGUGCACAUCCGCCACACCUCGCGGCCGGAGGACAACUAUCCCGCGCCCCCGGACGACCGCGACCUGGAGAUCAUUGCAGACGCGCUGCGCGAGCGCGCGGAGGCUGACGCGAAGCUCGACGAGCUCGUGUGGGCGGUGUUCAGCUUGCACCACGCGAACUACUACGCGUCGCGCGGGCGGUUCAUGGCGCGGCUCGCGCCGUUCGUCGAGCGUGUCACGUACGAGGACCUAGGGCAGAACCGGAACUACGUUCACCUUUAUUAGAUCGCCGUUGCCCACUAAGCGGAAGUACUCACUGGCAACAUCCGCGAGGGCACGAUAUCGACCACGUCGGUGUUGGGGUGGAAAAUGUGGCGCCUUUAGGCUAGGGCAGAUGUUCCCUCUGAAUGAGGGCAGGCCGAGCUUCACGAGCUGUGCUGCUGAGCGCACGGAUGAUUAUAUGUUUCAGUAACCU
This is a messenger RNA of Trametes versicolor FP-101664 SS1, 2023 nucleotides long. RefSeq lists its product as uncharacterized. Bases 1234 to 1833 code for a protein of 199 amino acids. The record is from RefSeq and is a predicted model, not a curated record. Lineage: Eukaryota; Fungi; Basidiomycota; Agaricomycetes; Polyporales; Polyporaceae. The transcript is spliced from 3 exons.